GAGCCCGGAGCGCAGUGCGCAGAGGAGAGCAGAGCCGAGAGGAGCUCAGCAAGUGUUAGGGUCAAUAUUUAUAGACCACUACGUUCCCGGAGCAGCCUCCAAGAGAGGGCCAGGGCCAGGGCCAGGGCAGGCAGGCAGGCAAGGAGAAAAAGCCUUCGGUGCAGGGGAGGCCACUUGGACUUUGGAUUACCACAGCUGAAAAAAAAAAUGUCUUUUUGACUAUGAGGUUCAAGCUUUCCCUGCUGAAUCAUAACAGUUUGGCACUGAGCUAUGACAAGGGAGGAAAAAAAAAGGCUAAAAAAGCAAGUCUGCCUUGAGUCAGAAGGCUCGCUGGCAGGCUAGCCUAGCCGGCAGGAAGAUCUGAGGAGUGGCAGCAGCCAAGGAGGAUCAGUGAAAACAGGCAAGGCAGCCAACGGGCGGGCAGCUUGGCCGGCAAGGAAGCAGGACCCCUGCUCUUCUGCUGCGAUGGGGUGGCUGGAAGACCCAACCUGGCAGCUUCACAUUCACUUUUCUUUGCUCGUUCUACUAUCCAUGCACACAAGGGCUAAUUUCCUUGACAAUAUGCUUUUGCGAAGUUCGGGAAAGUUGAAUGUGGACAGCAAGAAGGAAGACGGUGUGAUCACAGCCCCCACCCCUCGGCCAAAGGUCUUGCAAUGCAAAUGCCACCAUCACUGUCCUGAAGACUCCGUCAACAAUAUUUGCAGCACAGAUGGCUACUGUUUCACUAUGAUAGAAGAAGAUGAUUCUGGGAUGCCUGUGGUCACUUCGGGAUGUCUAGGAUUAGAGGGCUCAGAUUUUCAGUGUCGGGACACUCCUAUUCCUCACCAAAGGAGGUCAAUUGAAUGUUGCACAGAACGGAAUGAAUGCAAUAAAGACCUUCAUCCUACACUUCCUCCAUUGAAAAAUCGAGAAUUUGUUGAUGGAUCCAUACACCAUAAGGCCAUAUUGAUAUCUGUGACAGUCUGUAGCUUCCUUCUGAUCCUUAUAAUACUAUUCUGUUAUUUCAGGUAUAAAAGACAAGAAGCUAGACCUCGUUACAGCAUCGGACUGGAACAGGAUGAGACUUACAUCCCUCCAGGGGAAUCCUUGAAAGAUUUAAUUGAACAAUCUCAGAGCUCAGGAAGUGGAUCAGGGCUCCCUCUGCUGGUCCAAAGGACUAUAGCUAAGCAGAUUCAGAUGGUCAAACAGAUUGGAAAAGGUCGCUAUGGGGAAGUUUGGAUGGGAAAGUGGCGCGGUGAAAAGGUAGCUGUGAAAGUGUUCUUCACCACUGAGGAAGCCAGCUGGUUCAGAGAGACGGAAAUAUAUCAGACAGUCUUGAUGAGGCAUGAAAAUAUUUUGGGAUUUAUUGCUGCAGAUAUCAAAGGCACAGGAUCCUGGACCCAACUCUACCUAAUCACAGACUACCAUGAGAAUGGGUCCUUGUAUGAUUAUCUGAAGUCCACUACCCUAGAUACGAAAGCAAUGUUAAAGUUGGCCUAUUCUUCAGUCAGUGGCCUAUGCCACUUACAUACAGAGAUCUUUAGCACUCAAGGAAAACCAGCAAUUGCACAUCGUGAUCUGAAAAGUAAGAACAUCCUGGUGAAGAAAAAUGGAGCAUGCUGUAUAGCUGAUCUGGGAUUGGCAGUUAAGUUUAUUAGUGACACCAAUGAAGUAGACAUCCCACCCAACACUCGAGUUGGCACCAAACGUUACAUGCCACCCGAGGUGCUAGAUGAGAGUUUGAAUCGGAACCACUUCCAGUCCUACAUCAUGGCAGAUAUGUACAGUUUUGGCCUUAUUUUGUGGGAAAUCGCCCGGAGAUGUGUAUCUGGUGGAAUAGUAGAAGAAUACCAGCUUCCCUACCAUGACCUGGUACCCAGUGACCCCUCCUAUGAAGAUAUGAGGGAGAUCGUAUGCAUCAAAAAACUUCGUCCCUCCUUUCCCAACAGGUGGAGUAGUGAUGAGUGUCUACGGCAGAUGGGGAAACUCAUGACAGAAUGCUGGGCCCACAAUCCUGCAUCCCGUCUCACAGCCCUUCGGGUUAAGAAAACACUUGCCAAAAUGUCAGAGUCACAGGACAUUAAACUCUGAUUGAACGGAGAAAGUAAACAUCUGGAGAUGGCCAACACGUAUUUUUCCUUUUUUGGCAAAGCAGAAGAUGUUAAAGAUGUUUCCAUAGUACCAAUCUUGAAUGACAUCCUGCUCCUGAGCAGGAUCAGGCCACUUGCUCUCAGGGAAAACCCUGGACAAAGAGUGACAUUGCCAAUCACAGGCUCGAGGGGCCUGGUUGCAGGAAGGGAAGACCACUUGGGUACCUGAUGCAAAAAUGAUACAUGUUGCUUUCUGUGAAAGCCUUGUAUUUGGGGAUUUUUUUAAGACAAAAAAUUCUUUAAUUUUUUUUCAAAAUAAAACACAAUGUAAACGCAUAUGAUGUUGCAGUCAAAACAAAAUACAAAGGACAGCUACCCAAAAAUGGUGCCUGAAGGGAAAAACAGAAUCACUUUCUUUUUCAUUUGUGAGAAUAUGGCAUUCCAAGCAAACCUAAAGAGAGUCCAUGAUGUUUGAGAAGUUGUAAUAUAUCUUAAAAGGCACCUGUCUCCUGCCUCCAAAGACCACAUUGCCUAGCACCAGAUGUGGGAGUUGCGCUUGCUGAGGUCAGUGUCCCUGCUAGCAUAACUAGCAGCCAGCUGAUGACUGACCACAAUUUCAGCUAUCUACAGGUGGUCUUUGGCAGUUUCACAGAAUGUGAAACCAUUGUACCAGUCAAUGCAGUUUGUAGGAAUUGAGGCAAAGUAAGUAAAUGGCAUUGUUAUUGUUCAGAAACUCCUCACACUUUUGAUUCUGUUACACAGUUACUAAGAAAAGCACCCCUUUUCAUUGAACCCAAACAAAGAUUUUUUUCUUCUUUUUUUAAAAUUUUCAUUGUGAAAGUGACUGAAGACUUCAGCACAGAGUUACUCCUCCCUGCAGGGAAGAGCAACAGUAAGUGGAACUACCAUCCUUUGGGAUGAAGAGAAGGUGCAUUGGAAGGAAGAUUUUCCUUUGUUGUUGAGUAGGCAAAGCAAGUAUGCUGUUUCUUUAUAUGUGUAUAAGAGCCAAACCUAGAAGCAUAAGAAUAAGCAUCUCACAUGGUGUAUUUCUUAUCAAUAAGGGGAGGGGAUGGCCAGGGAGGAAUUUGUGGGAUUAAAUUCAUGGAAUUCCAACUAGAAAUAUAAAAAUACAGCCUUCCAAAGGGACAACAGGGAACUUAGGAAUGCCCCCAAAUAUGAUGGCUGCUGGGAUUUUUUCCCUUGGUGCAAGUAUAUUGUUUCCACAUCCCAGGGGAUAUUAUAGUUAUUGACUUCACAUAUGGAAUGUUGACCUGGUUUAUUUUAUUUUAAUUAUUCUAAUCUUUUGGGAUGAGGUUCACUUUUUAAUUUAUUUCUUCCGAAGGCAUUUGUCCAUUUACAAAUUGUCUCCUCUACUUCGGGGUUUUUAGCUUUUGAGUUCCAUGGAUAAUAUCAUUAUUAGAGCCAGUACUCUUCAGAAAAAACCAGUAGAGCUUUGUAAAAUUAAGUUUUAGCCAUCCUCCUCAAGUCAUCAGAAUUCUCUAUUUCCACGAUUUUCUUAGAAGGAGAAUAAUUGAGAGACAGGGUAAAUUCCUAGGGUUUUAGCCAUCUUUUAAGAGAGCCACCAGGGGGCAGUGUGAUGUCAUGCUUUUUUGCUAUAGAGUUAUUCGCCAGGGACUUCACAGAGACAAAAGAUUGCUGAAAACUCGACGACUGCUUAAAAAAUCAAAGAGAAUUUUUUUUUCCCUGCAGCUGAUGAUUUGUUUCUUUCAGAAAAUAAAUCCUCCAAAAGAAGCUGUGCGGUCUGCUUACAUGCUGGUGGCAUUGCACUAUGUUCAAUAUUUCGUAAUUCAUUGUUCUGUGCCUUCCAUCCAGAUUUUAUCACAGCUGGAAAGAAGUACUUCUUUUUGCUGCUGAUGCUUUUCUACCUUUUUUUUUUUAAGAGGCAGUUGUGGAUAGUUUGGUUUUGAAUAAAAGAUCUAAAUGCUGCUUUAGUCAUAACUAAAAUAAACUCAGUAGAAACUAAAAUGCCAGAUGUUAGCAUAAGAUAAAUUUGCUUUUCCUUUUUUUUUUUUGUGAAAGUAUUCUGUUCAUUGCAUCAGAAUAGGUUAAAAUAUGUCUAAUUUGCAGAGAACCUUUAUAUGUGAAGGCCAAGUUGUUCGGAAACAAGUGUGUUGGUUGCUACAGUCAAACAGUGAAGUAUUUGUAAAGGGGCUUUCUGGCCACAGCACAUUAAUUACUCAGGUCUUUCCCAAAUUAAACUUGUUAUUUCUCUGAAGAAAUGUCCCUUAUGUCCUUCCUGAUCAACCCUUUAGUCACCUUAGAAUUGUAGCCAGAAUAAUUUCUCUCAAAUAAAAACUCAAACUCACUUUCACAUCACUUGAAUCCUCUGAAAUCAUGAGUCAUUUGAAGUAUUGAAGAAAUUGAAAAGUGAAUUUAGAUGUUUAUCCCAGAGUUGCUAAUAAAAAUAGCAAUAGGGAAUAAUUAAUUACUGCCCUCAAAUUGUAUGUAUUAUUUACUCUGUUGAAUUAAGACCUUUUUAAUCACCAAUCUCAAUCACUAUAGAAAUUUGAAGAUAUUAGUUAGAUACUAAAGAAAAGACUGAUUAGAGCUUACCUUAUGUAAAACUUUAUAAUAGUUUAUCAAUAAUUCUUUCCCUUUGUUACAGAAACAACAUUUUUACAGCAAUUGUUUUUAAAAAUCAAACUACUUGCAAAACACCAUAAUAUAGAAUACUUUUAUUUUUAUUUCUAUGAAAGAUCUAGUAGCUGGGCAGAUGUUGUUAUAAAGAGGAAGAGGGAAUAACCUGGAAAAUGUUUCUAUCAGUUGAUUGUUUACUUUCAGGAUUAUUCUUAACUACAAGUUAAUUUAAACUUUCCCCCCCUCCCCUCAAAAGAAGGGAUUCUAGGAUAUCAGUUGGUAGAUAAUGUAAUGUUUGUAUGUUAAGAUGUUCAGAUUUAUGUGUGUGUGUGUGUAUAUGUAUGUGUACAUAUACCUAUACACGCAUACACACGUGUGUGUGUGUGCGUGUGUGUGUGUGUAUAAAUAUGUAUUAUGUUUAAUUUGGAGUCUGGAAUAACUCCAGUAUGUGGAUUAGGGAGUAAGAUAUUAUGGAUGAUAAAGCACUAAAUGAAGCAUAAUAUUUAUUUAUGAUAAUACAUAGAUUGUUAAAUUUUAAGUUGCGAUUCUCCAGAAUCAUUUAUGAAGAGACAGACCUUUGGCCUUUCAGGAAAAGACAAAACAAAACAGUUAACACAGCAAGCCUUAAUGACCAUCCCUUUCCUCUGUAAUGCCUGAGGGAGGCAGCCUUGCACAGUGCUCCCAGAUUCUAUUUACUGGUGCCAAGGUCAGCAUUGUUUAACAUUUUCAUCAAAAUUGCAACUAGUCCGAGAUGGUAACUACAUUUCAGUGACUGAAGACACUUUUCCUAUGUGUUCAAUUAGAAACAGCAAUGUUUUAUGUUCUGAGUAUUUUCCAGUAUACUUUUUUAUUGAAGGGUAUGUGCAAAGGUCCUAAGAGAAGGGUGAUUUUGAAAACUUGACGAUGUAAUUUAAGUUACAGGUGUGUAGGGAAUUGAGUGGUAUGUAUAGAAGCUUCAGUCUGGGAAAGGACAUCAGAAGACGUGACAUUUAGCACUUGUGAUUUCUCCUGUAAUAAACAAUGCCAUUUCUUUUGGAGAAAACUUGGUGGCUUUAUAAAAGUUGGUUAUUUUUUUUAAUUUGUUUCAAAAGAAGACUAAUUUGUAUUCUUUUGGGGAACCAGUGCCUUAAUGAAUCUGUAUAUACUGUAAUUAUUCAGAAAUAGGGAACAAACAGUUAUAUUGUAUUUGGUACAAAUUGUAUAUGGCUUUGUUUUAACAUUCCCCCCAAAUAAAAUGGUCUCAUUCUCCCCAUGGAAAGAA
Messenger RNA from Trichosurus vulpecula (common brushtail), 5928 nucleotides. It is a transcript of the gene BMPR1B, whose product is annotated as bone morphogenetic protein receptor type 1B. The transcript is spliced from 12 exons. The coding region runs from base 466 to 2070 and encodes 534 amino acids. Gene Ontology annotation, cellular component: plasma membrane; signaling receptor complex. Gene Ontology annotation, biological process: cellular response to growth factor stimulus; protein phosphorylation; dorsal/ventral pattern formation. Lineage: Eukaryota; Metazoa; Chordata; Mammalia; Diprotodontia; Phalangeridae. Gene Ontology annotation, molecular function: SMAD binding; transforming growth factor beta receptor activity, type I; ATP binding. The record is from RefSeq and is a predicted model, not a curated record.